UCACUAACUAUGAUGAGCAAUUUAUUAAACUAUUCUUGUACCCACAGAGAAAACAUUUCUACUAAUUCAGGUUGUGAUUCAGCGAACAGUUUAGCAAACAGGAUCCUGCUGAACUCUGGGGUCACAGGUUCCACUUACAAAUUAAAGCCACCAUUCGCGCAACUACAAACUAAAGUAUGACUCUAUCAUAAGCCCACAUGCAUAAGCCAGGGAAUUUCAUCCUUCGCUUGAACUUCUACUCCUCUUAUGUAAGCCUCGAACGCAAUUAUGUAAUAGCAAAAUUUUAAAUUUAAUCCGUCAUUUGUAUCGUUGAGCAAAAUAGACUAUGAGCUGUAUAUUUAAUUAGUGCAUGAUUUACCGAUUUUUACAUAGCCCUCAUGUCAAAUCGCCCCUGCCGCGUAUUGUUCAGCCAGGGCAGAUUUAGACCUGAAAUAAACCCCGCCCAUGAACACGAAUAAAUGCUAUAACUGUUGAUCAAAGACAAAACCAGAGUCAACUUUGUUGAUGUCAAGAA
This is a messenger RNA of Spathaspora passalidarum NRRL Y-27907, 514 nucleotides long. RefSeq lists its product as uncharacterized. The transcript has a single exon. The record is from RefSeq and is a predicted model, not a curated record. NCBI's taxonomy places the organism in Eukaryota, Fungi, Ascomycota, Pichiomycetes, Serinales, Debaryomycetaceae. Bases 10 to 180 code for a protein of 56 amino acids.